Molecule: messenger RNA, 2841 nt
Organism: Chinchilla lanigera (long-tailed chinchilla)
Lineage: Eukaryota; Metazoa; Chordata; Mammalia; Rodentia; Chinchillidae
Gene: Cpt1c
Product: carnitine palmitoyltransferase 1C
Exons: 19
Coding region: 256-2730 (824 amino acids)
Biological process (GO): carnitine metabolic process; fatty acid metabolic process
Cellular component (GO): mitochondrion
Molecular function (GO): carnitine O-palmitoyltransferase activity
Source: RefSeq, a predicted model, not a curated record
GGGGCGGCGAUGCAGCCGAGGAGCUGAAUACCCGGUUAGGCUCACGCCACAGAAAUCGGGGCUUCUGGAUGCCGGAUGGUCUUGGGGUGGCCAGAACUCGGGGGGCCAGUCGGCCAAGUGGUGGACUCGUCCUUCUUAGACAUAUGCAAGCGAAAGACUUGGGUCCUGAGCUCAAAAUCAGGCAAGGGGGGUGUACGAGGCCUUUGGUUCCAGGAUCCGAUCUGCAGACGCCUGACCUAGAGGUCCCCGUAUGACAUGGCAGAAGCGCGCCAGGCCGUGGGCUUUGUGCCUUUGCUGACCUCCGACGGGGCCGCCGUGGCGCUCAGGGGCCCGGUGCUGCAGGACAUCUACCUCUCAGGGCUUCGGUCCUGGAAAAGGCAUCUCUCGCGCUUGUGGAACGACCUUCUCAGCGGCGUGCUCCCCGCCAGCCCCCUCAGCUGGCUCUUCCUCUUCAGUGCCAUCCAGCUUGCCUGCUUCCUCCAGCUGGACCCUUCCCUGGGACUGAUGGAGAAGAUUAAAGAGCUACUGCCAGACUGUGGGGGUCAGCACCACAGGCUCCGGGGCCUCCUUGCGGCUGCGCUGUUUGCCUUGUGUUUGUGGGGUGCCCUGAUCUUCACGCUUCACGUGGCCUUGAGGCUGCUUCUCUCCUACCACGGCUGGCUGCUCGAGCCCCACGGAGCCAUGUCCUCGGCCACCAAGACCUGGCUGGCCCUGGUUCGCAUCUUCUCCGGCCGCCGCCCGAUGCUCUUCAGCUACCAGCGCGCCCUGCCUCGCCAGCCCGUGCCCUCGGUGCAGGACACAGUGCGCAAGUACCUGGAGUCCGUCCGACCCGUCCUCUCGGACGAGGACUUCGACUGGACCGCGGGGCUGGCGCAGGAGUUCCUGAAGCUGCAGGCGUCGCUGCUGCAGUGGUACCUGCAGCUCAAGUCCUGGUGGGCGGCCAACUACGUCAGCGACUGGUGGGAAGACUUCGUGUAUCUGCGCUCACGCAGCUCGCUGAUGGUGAACAGCAACUAUUACCUGAUGGACCCCCAUCAGGGGGCUCAGGCAUGUCGCUGUCCCCUCUGCUGGCCCCAGGACUUCCUGUACGUCACACCCACGCCGCUGCAGGCAGCCCGCGCUGGGAACGCCGUCCACGCCCUGCUCCUGUACCGCAACCGGCUGAAACGCCAGGAGAUCUCCCCGACUCUGCUGAUGGGAAUGCGCCCCUUGUGCUCUGCCCAGUACGAGAGAAUAUUCAACACCACGCGGGUCCCAGGGGUGCAGAAAGACCGCCUCUGCCACCUCCGCGACAGUCGGCACGUGGCUGUCCUCCACCGGGGCCGGUUCUUCCGUGUGGGGACCCACUCCGCACACGGCCUGCUGUCCCCGAGAGCCCUGGAGCAGCAGUUUCAGCGCAUCCUGGACGACCCCUCGCCCGCCUGUCCCCAGGAGGAGCACCUGGCGGCCCUGACAGCCGCUCCCAGGGACUCGUGGGCCCAGGUGCGCCAGACGCUCAAGACCCGCGCUGCCCACGCCCUGGAGGCCGUGGAGGGGGCCGCCUUCUUCGUGUCGCUGGACCCCGAGCCCGCGGGGCUCACCCGGGAGGACCCCGCAGCCUCACUGGACGCCUAUGCCCAUGCCCUUCUGGCCGGCCGCGGCCACGACCGCUGGUUUGACAAAUCCUUCACCCUGAUUGUCUUCUCCAACGGGAAGCUGGGCCUCAGCGUGGAGCACUCGUGGGCCGACUGCCCCAUCUCAGGACACAUGUGGGAGUUCACCCUGGCCACAGAGUGCUUCCAGCUGGGCUACACGGCCGACGGCCACUGUAAGGGCCACCCUGAGCCGGCGCUGCCCCAGCCCCAGCGGCUGCAGUGGGACCUUCCAGACCAGAUCCAUCGCUCCAUCUCCCUCGCCCUGCGGGGAGCCAAGGCCUUGUCUGGCAGCGUGGACUGCCACGUCUUUCCCUUCUCCCACUUCGGCAAGAGCUUCAUCAGACACUGCCGCCUGUCCUCAGACAGCUUCAUCCAGACGGCCCUGCAGCUGGCCCACUUCCGGGACAGGGGUCAAUUCUGCCUGACUUACGAGUCGGCCAUGACUCGCUUGUUCCUGGAGGGCCGCACGGAGACAGUGCGGUCUUGCACGAGGGAGGCCUGCAACUUUGUGAGAGCCAUGGAGGACCCGGAGAAGACACACUCGCAGUGCCUCGCCCUGUUCCGCGCCGCGGUGGACAAGCACCAGGCUCUGCUCAAGGCGGCCCUGAGCGGCCAGGGGGUCGACCGCCACCUCUUCGCGCUCUACAUCGUGUCGCGAUUCCUCCACAUGCAGUCGCCCUUCCUGGCCCAGGUUUACUCGGAGCAGUGGCAACUGUCCACCAGCCAGAUCCCUGUUCAGCAGAUGCACCUGUUUGAUGUCCACAAUUACCCGGAUUAUGUUUCCUCGGGUGGCGGGUUCGGGCCUGCGGAUGACCAUGGCUACGGUGUGUCUUACAUCUUCAUGGGGGAUAAUGUGAUCACCUUCCACAUCUCCAGCAAAAAAUCAAGCACAAAAACGGACUCCCACCGGCUGGGGCAGCACAUCGAGGAUGCGCUGCUGGACGUGGCCUCCCUGUUCCAGGCCGGACAGCGUCCGCAGCGCCGGCUCAGGGGCUCAGGGGACGAAGACUCGGGGCACAGGUGCGGAUUUCUCUCCAGUAAGACUGUGGAUUCCAAGACACCCAAGACGCCCACCGACUCCGAGCCCGUCCAGUAGGGAGCUGGUCUCCCUCAUGGCGGAGGGCGUAGUGCCCCAGCGAGGCUGACGCAGGGUGGAGUAGCCUGUUUGCAGCCCCACAUCCGGGCCAAUAAAGAUGUUCGAGCUGGG